AUGAGUUCUUUAUUCGGCGGCGCCGGUUUUGGGGUCACAGGCGGUCUUGGGGCUUCGACAAGCGCCCAAGCCCAAACAGGCGCCCCGCAGACUCCAAGUCUCUUCGGAUCAACCCCUACAAGCUCUUUUGGCGCUAGGCCCUCGGCCACAGCACAAUCACAACCUGCCCAGACUCCGCUGUUUGGCCAAUCGCAAGCUCAACCUCAACAGCAGCAGCAGCAGCAGCAGCAGCAGCCUUCUCUUCUAGGUCAAUCCCAGGCACAAGCAGGCGGCGCACAACAGCAAGCACCAAUGUCAUCCCAGGCAACUAAACCGGCGUUCUUCAACAGUCUUCUGGAGCGCGGUAAGAAGCGACCUCUAUCUGCCGCUCAAAACGGCAAUUUCGAGGACGUUCCCAAUCUUCACCUGGGUCUAGAUGAUAUCCGGAGAAAGGCACGGGAGCUUGGAAAAGCGGGAUCCAAUGAGUCCCAACAGAAUGGCACGAACACCAAAGCUCAUUACCUCCUUGCAUCCUGUGGCAUCACACCCGAGCGAACACUGCGAGAUCUUCGCUCGCUAGACCCGCAGACCUCUUUGACUCCGACGAGAGAAUCGGAUUUUGAUCCGGAUAACCAGAAAUUCUUGAGAAACAUCCAACAGCGUGGCCGCCAGGUGAUGAUCGCGGAGAGUCUUUCUCGGGCUCAAAAGGAUUUCGAUGCAUUUUUGGAAGAGAAGGUGGACAUGGAUUGGGAAGAACAACGCCAGAAUAUUUUCAACCAUUUUGGCCUCUCUCAAAAAGACAGCCCCAACGGCGCAAGUCUGAAUGCUACAGCAAGGGGCGGGGCCUUUGGCCGAUCGGCGCGCCAAUCGAAGCAAGCAGGUCCUCCUGCAUCUCGGAGAAGCGUUUUCGGGCGUUCAGGCUUUGAUAAAUCUGUUAUUGGAACUCCGGGUGCCGGCCUCACAAGUCGCCAGUUAUUCGAGGAUCCAGCAGAGAGAAACGAGGCGCCUUCGAACGGUUUGCCCGAUCAGCGCUUCUUACGAGAGAAAAUGGGGCACUACGCUGAAAAGGUCCAGCAGCUGAAUUUGACUCGACUUGCUGGGCAAAUAUACCCAGUACUUCACGAAUUCUCUGAAGUUGAACUGCACACUGGGGGCGACGUUCCCCGCCAGCUGUAUGGAGCUUAUCAAGCACUGAUAAAUAUUGUCCACGAGAAACCAACUGUCACCGGCUCAUAUGACCCCGAUGCAGUCAAAGAGCGACACUACUCAGCAGACUACCAGGAGGAAUCAAACAAAUCUCGCCAGGCCAUUAACCUCAAGAAACAGAUCCUUGAAGGGUCAAGGGGAUUCCUCGAACAAAUGUUCUACACUGAGGUAGAGAACCUCAUCUCCAAGAAUCCCCGUGAAGCCCAACUAGGUGGUAUUCCAUCUGUGAUCAACAAGAUCCGAGCUUACAUCCGCGUUCUUGCCGCCAGGAAGGAUUUGGGCGCAGACAACUGUCAUUUACAGAUGAAUGGACAAGAUUACUGUUGGAUCCUCAUCUUCUACCUGCUACGAUGCGGUUUCGUCACAGAGGCAGCUGAAUAUGUCAGCCGUGAUCCCGGAUUCAGGUCCUUAGAUCACAAAUUUGUGACUUAUAUGACCACCUACGCCCAGAAUCGGCGCCUUCCCCGAGACUUGCAGCAGAAGAUUACUGGAGAAUACCAGCAGCGUUCUCUCAAUGCCCCUCAAAAUACCAUUGAUCCGUACCGCAUGGCUUGCUACAAGAUCGUUGGCCGCUGUGACCUUUCUCAGCGUCGUCUAGUUGACGUGAACCAAACUGUUGAGGAUUGGAUGUGGCUGCAGUUCAGUCUGGCUAGGGAGGACGACCGCGCCGAGGAAGCGGCAGGUGAUACAUUUGGUCUCGAAGACAUCCAGACUGAUAUAACUGAGAUUGGCCAAAGGGUGUUCGCCAAGGGCCAGGAUGCGCCGGGCGGCUUUGGAACAUUCUUCCUGCUGCAAAUUCUGGGUGGAAUGUUUGAGCAGGCAGUGGCUUAUCUGGGCACUUAUGCGCCAGUUACAGCCGUUCAUUUUGCCAUCGCGCUGUCGUUCUAUGGCCUCCUACGCGUCUCAGAUUUCUAUACUUCUGGAGAAGAAAUCCUUUCUUUCACUGUGAAACAGAAUGCUCAGAUCAACUUCGGCUAUCUAAUCACUCAAUAUACGCGGGAAUUCCGUACUGGGUAUGUCGAAGCAGCUAUCGACUACUUCACUUUAAUAUGUCUCAAUACAGACCUUCCAGGCUCGCUUGGUAAAUCUCAAUCAUCAGUUUGCCACGAGGCCCUGCGAGAGUUCAUUCUCGAGACUCGAGACUUUGCCAAGUUGCUGGGAGAUAUUCGUGCCGACGGAACAAGAAUCAAGGGUAUCAUUGAGCAGCGUCUCGACUUGAUCAGGCUGGCAGAUGAGAAGGAUUUCUUGAAGAACAUCACCUUGCAAGCUGCAGGUGUGGCAGAUGACAAGGGUCUGAUCACCGAUGCGGUCCUCCUCUACCACCUGGCAGAGAACUAUGACCGCGUAGUCGACAUCAUCAACCGUGCCUUGUCUGAAUCAAUUGCCGUCGAGCUGGGCGGCAUCAUGCUGAAGCUCCAGCCUCUCCGCCCCCGUGUCGAGGAAGGCCAAUCAAACGACCAGUCCGUACCUGGAAGUAGCCUGAGCUUGACUGCUGUCGAUGACCCGGUCGUCCUCGGUAAGAACAUGAUCUUCCUGUACAACUCCAACCCAAUGUACUAUGACAGCAUUCGCCCAGUCAACCGUGAUUCCUGCGGCCUGCUCCUCUGUAUGAUGGAAGCCAAGGUUGAAGUGGAAGCCGGCAGAUGGGCACCUGCACUCGAUGCUAUUGACAAACUCAACGUCCUUCCUCUGCAAGCACAGGGCUCUAUGCAGCACAUCCGAAGCUCGGCUCAGGCAUUCUCCUCCCUUCCGGAGAUUAUCUCCCGCAAUGUCGGCCACGUCAUUAUGUGGUGCAUUGCCUGUAUUGAUCAUGAGCGUCGCCGACAGACUUCGGGUCCCUAUGAGACAGAUAUGCACCAGGGAUUCGCGGAACGACUUUUGGCUAUGGCGAAGGAUCUCAUGAUUUUCUCUGGCAUGGUGAAAUACAAGCUGCCACCUAAGGUUUAUGAGGCUUUGGCUCGCGCGGGUGCUAACAUUGGUGCCUUUUGA
Molecule: messenger RNA, 3174 nt
Organism: Penicillium angulare
Lineage: Eukaryota; Fungi; Ascomycota; Eurotiomycetes; Eurotiales; Aspergillaceae
Gene: nic96
Product: linker nucleoporin NIC96
Exons: 5
Coding region: 1-3174 (1057 amino acids)
Biological process (GO): poly(A)+ mRNA export from nucleus; protein import into nucleus
Cellular component (GO): nuclear pore
Molecular function (GO): structural constituent of nuclear pore
Source: RefSeq, a predicted model, not a curated record